Molecule: messenger RNA, 1389 nt
Organism: Bufo bufo (common toad)
Lineage: Eukaryota; Metazoa; Chordata; Amphibia; Anura; Bufonidae
Product: 2-epi-5-epi-valiolone synthase-like
Exons: 5
Coding region: 1-1389 (462 amino acids)
Biological process (GO): antibiotic biosynthetic process
Molecular function (GO): 3-dehydroquinate synthase activity
Source: RefSeq, a predicted model, not a curated record
AUGCCUGUAGGAGAUCUGUACAGCUUUACCCAUGUAAAAGGGGCAACCAAGGCUGAAACUGACAAAAAACGGGCCACGCAUAGAGAAUGCCAGCUCAUCCAGGUGAAGAACACUUGGUGUUGUGUGGAAAGUGGCCAAGAAAUUCCAACAACUUGGAAUGAAGAUCAAGUGGUUGUUUCCCAGGCCAAAAUAGGCGAGACUACAACAGAGUCUGGUGUCUCCUGGACCGUGAAAGCACCCAUUUACUUCCGUUAUAAAGUGAUAGAAACCCAAAAUCUCCUAGAUCCCAAUAACAUGACCCUCCUUUAUGGCCACGUGUUUGAGUCACAAGAAGUUGAGGUUUACCAAAAGAAGAUCCAGAAGCGGUUAGUUGUGGUGGACAUGGCUGUGGAAAAGUUAUAUGGCUCCAAAAUUAGAAAGUAUUUUGAGACCAAUAACGUCACUUAUAAAAUCCUUGCUCUGGAGACAACAGAAGAAACCAAGUCAAUGGAGCUUGUUUUGACCAUACUUGAAGAAGUUCUAAAAUUUGGAAUUGACAGACGCAAUGAACCAAUCAUAGCCAUCGGAGGUGGAGUUUGCUUAGAUGUUGUCGGUCUUGCUGCCUCUCUUUACAGGCGUCGAACGCCAUACAUUCGAGUUCCCACAACUCUUCUGUCUUAUGUGGAUGCCAGUGUGGGUGCAAAGAAUGGAGUGAAUUUCUGCAACUGUAAGAACAAGCUGGGAACCUACGUUCCUCCGGCGGCCACCUUUCUUGAUAGAUCUUUCAUUCAGACUGUCCCACGACGUCAUAUUUCCAAUGGUCUUGGAGAAAUCUUAAAGAUGGCUUUAAUGAAACAUAAAGGGCUAUUUGAGCUGCUGGAACAACACGGAAAGUUUCUUUUAGACACCAAGUUUCAAUCCAGGAAUGGUCUUGCUAAUCAUGGCGAUGCUGCCCUAAAAACCACAAGAAUAGCCAUUCAGACAAUGUUGGAAGAGCUGGCUCCUAACCUGUGGGAGGAUGAACUUGAAAGACUGGUGGAUUAUGGACAUGUCAUAAGCCCAGAGCUUGAAAUGAAAGUCCUUCCAGCUCUAAUGCAUGGAGAGGCCGUGAACAUUGAUAUGGCUUUCAUGACAUAUGUCUCUUAUGAAAGUGGAUUUAUCACAGUUGAAGAAAAAAGACGUACAAUACAGUGCAUGAGAACCUUGGAGCUUCCGGUCUGGCACAAGGACUGUAACCUGCCACUCAUAAAGAUGGCAUUGGUAGAGAGGUUUAAACACAGUGACGGAAAACUGCGGCUUCCUCUCCCUACUGGACUUGGAACUGCAGAAAUCUUCAAUGAACUAAAAGAUGAAACCAUGAAAAAAGCCUAUGAGAACUGGACAGAAGAAUGCCAAGGGUUAUCAACGUAG